AUGGAUCCAGCAUGCCUGCGGUACCGACUCUCUCUGGUCGUCUUAGUAUCCUCCUCUCUCUUUACACUCAUUUCACGACAGGCAUGGUAGGCUAUCGAGGCUCUCACCGAACCCGCCUCCGGCAUUCAUGACUAUUCCGGAUUCUACUUCUAUCUGCGCAACCCCGAUGAUGAAUGCAUGUUCUUCGCGCCCACCUUGCUAGGUCUCCUUGCGCAAGGCACCAACUCUUUGUAUGGCCGAAGACCACCAGAAGUCUUCACGCUCUGUCUGUCAGUGGAAAUGCGGACGGGCUUGGGAACAUGCGCCGGGACGAGCUCGGUCGAAGUUUGGACGUGCUCGGCGUGCCAUCCAGCCGUCGAUGGGUCGAGGAUAGGAGUCGUGCGCUGUUCACUUGCUGUUCACCGUUCUUUUGCGCUCCAAGUUCAGCAGCCCGAGUUGACCGGCGUCAUCGUGGGGAGGCAUGAUGGCCCUGUAGAUCCCACUCCCAGGCCCCCCGGCCUCAAGCUAUCGACA
Fomitopsis serialis is the source of this 513-nucleotide messenger RNA. RefSeq lists its product as uncharacterized. The coding region runs from base 174 to 464 and encodes 96 amino acids. The record is from RefSeq and is a predicted model, not a curated record. Lineage: Eukaryota; Fungi; Basidiomycota; Agaricomycetes; Polyporales; Fomitopsidaceae. The transcript has 2 exons.